Molecule: messenger RNA, 2201 nt
Organism: Vanessa atalanta (red admiral)
Lineage: Eukaryota; Metazoa; Arthropoda; Insecta; Lepidoptera; Nymphalidae
Exons: 6
Coding region: 258-1832 (524 amino acids)
Biological process (GO): regulation of muscle contraction; regulation of potassium ion transport
Cellular component (GO): striated muscle dense body; plasma membrane
Molecular function (GO): potassium channel regulator activity
Source: RefSeq, a predicted model, not a curated record
CACCCGCAAACGAUAAUAUGAGUAAAGGAAAACGUAUUUACUGUCAUAUACUAUUCAAAUAGUAACAUAUCUUUAAUAUCCGGACAUAUCUAAUAGUUUAAGAAAGCACAGUGUUAUAUAUGACGCGAAAUAAAUUUAUAAAUAUAUUAUACAGUAGACGGGAGGAAAUCAUUCUGUAUGUGACUUGAAAUGGAUUUCGACCAAGGCGUUUUUUACAAUUAUAAAUGAGCGAAUGUUGAUAAGAGUCGGAUGGUCGUAUGGGCAGCCUACCGGACCUGACGGAGCGAACGCGGCCGCAAAGUAUCCGGACCGCGGCCCGGACCGUGUCCGAUCCACACCGUCACCGGACUGUCAUAACUCAGAUACCAGUAAACACGAUAUGCAAGAAAGAUUGGCCAUGGAGGAAAUCGAAGGCACCGAUAAAAGUUCCUGUCGCUGUAACCAACCGGCGACGGGACUCAGCUGCUUCCUCAGUGGGAGCGGCUUCCGUUCGCCGCCUCAUCACGAGACAGCCACCAAAAAUACCGAAACCCCUCGUCACUCGCUUCACUUUACUUUGUGUUGCCAGCGGCUUGUGCUCGACGGCCCUGUUACCAUUCACGGCUUUUGCAGGCGCAGAAGCAGGAGCGAUGCCGCUCGCGAUAAUGCACACUACAGCCGCUAUAGUGGCACCCUUUUCCCCCCUUAUUCUACAAAAAUCAGGAACGAGGAUAGUAAUAACAACAGCACAUAUUCUAGUAUGCGUCCUCCUCACAGCGCAUACUAUAGCCACGCCUCUGUCAAUUUUACUGCCAUUGUACGCCAUUUCUGGUAUAACACUGUCUCCAAUGUCGCUAGCUUUAUCCGUGUCAGCUACCUCCUUAGCUCAGGCGGCUGGCGAUGAAUGUAGAAGAAAGGUAGCUUUACGUAGGGGAUUGAGGGCUCUCCGAGCGGCACAAGAUUUAGGUCUUGUCGUUGGGUCACUCUUACUUGGAGGAGCGUUGAUAAUUUGGCCUGAAAAUCUAACGCCGCUGCAAUUUAUAUCGACAUCGAUUGAUAAUUCAUCAGUGAAAUGGUCUGACGAAUACUCUUUGGAUGACGAUUAUGAGGAGAGAACGUGUGGAUCAGCCGGAUGCCCUGGUGUUCAGUUCUUGCUGGGUUCUUCUUUAAACGCUGAAGGUCGUAGAUUCCUUGUCGCACUAUGGGCGACACUGGCACUAGCUGCAGCUUGCCUGGGACUGUAUGGCGCCGCCUCGACACCCGCUCCGCCCCCAGAUGCCCGCUCCAUUGUCAAGGAUCCUCGAGCAUUACUCGGAGCUCCAAUGGGACUCUUUAUCGGUCUUCAACAGGGAUUUAUCUAUACGUCAUAUAUUAAGUGGUACGGUGUGUGUGUCGGGGGCUGGGGCGGUGCGUGGCGAGCGCUGUGCGGCGCUGGAGCGCUGCAGGCUCUAGCUGCUGCGACCCUGAGCAUGGCCGCGGCGCGUGGCCGACGAGUCGCUCUCGCAGCGGGAGGCGCUGCAGCGCACGCUUCGCUGCUCCUCGCUCUGCUCCGUUGGCGCGCCGAGAGAAGUGAUCUGGCUCUUCCCGCCGUUGCUGCUGCAGCGUGGGGUGCCUGUGCCGCUUUGUGGGAUGUAUUACAGGCGGGUAUCUGCGUCGGCGGCGGCGGGUGGCGCGGGCCGUGGUCCGCCACGCUGUCGGCGCGGCACGCCGGGCUGGCGCUGGCUUGCGCGGCACGGACGCUCCUCUGCGUGCGCACUCAGCUGGCGGCGCUCGCUCUCGCUCUCGCGUCAGCGCUCGCCGCUCACGUCACGCUCGAGCUGCGCUUGCGCCGCACUGAGCGACAUCGCUCCUAACGACGAACCGCGAGCGGGACUCCGCUCGCUCAGCACGAGGAGGACGUCGCUUGCAACGUUCUCAAUUAACAUGUUUUAUACGAUAUUGUUACCGACUUGGCUACAAAUUACAAGUUACGCUCUAAUUGCCAUUCGCCUAUUCGAAAGUCUAAGAUGUAACUGGUAAUUAUUUUCGGUCCGUUUUGUCAAAUCGAUUUUCAAUCUUGGAUUUUGGAUUUGCGAACCGCAAUUACGGCACCAGAGGGUCCUAUCACGGUCGAGAACCUUGAAAACUAGUCAUAAAGUUGGCUGUUUAUUGUAAGAUAUUUAAGAGAAAAUGAACGUAUUUGUAAAUAGAAUAAAUAAAGAUUGAAUUAUAUUGAAUGAAUA